GCUAGAGGAAGACCAAAGAGAAGGUUGAUGGAUGUCAUGGGGGAAGACAUGAGGACAGUUGGUGUUCGAGAGGAGGAUGCAGGAGAUAGGCUUACAUGGAAAAGGAUGACGCGCUGUGGUGACCCCUAAAGGGACAAGCCGAAAGGAAAAGAAGAAGAUUUAUUUAUUCAUUUAUUUUAUUUAUUAUUCAUUAAUAAUUAAUAUUAGGGAUGUGCUAAUAACUCUACAGUAUAACUGGGUUUGAAAAGAAAUUCUAACUUCAUGUCUGGCUGGACUAUUGCUCAAUACUAUAGUGCAUAAGGUAGACUUCAUACAAAUGACUCCGUACACUUUUGCGCUCUACUGAGCGUAGUUUUUCUAGAGGUAAAAAUAAAAAUGUGUUCUGGUUUUCACGCUACAUAUUUGUUAUCCUGUAUUUUUUAACAUCGCAGUUUUCACUAUAUUGCCAAAAGUAUUCGCUCACCUAUCUUGACUCAGAUAUGAAUUUAAGUGACAUCUCAGUCUUAAUCCAUCGAGUUUAAUAUGACAUUGGUCGACCCUUUGCUGUUAUGUUUAGGCUUUACACGAUCAGCAUUUUUGGGACCGAUCACCGAGUUUAAAAAAACGAUAACCGAUCCGAUCACAAGAUGGAACAAUGUGUCUAUUUAACUGACUUGUUCAUUUACUGUAUACUUGUGUACUUAAUUGCUCAAAAAAAUUAUAUUUACAAUAAAUAAUGUAUCUUUGUUCAUCUACUUAUGCCAGUGAGGCAUAGUGACAGACAGAACAAAUGAAUGGCCUUCUAUUAGAUGGCAGGAAGUACAUACAGUAAUUAAUGUAUCCACAUUUUGGACAUUUUUGUUUGUUGGUGUGCCGUGAGAUUUUUCAAUUGUAAAAUAUGUGCCUUGGCUCCAUAAAGGUUGGAAAUCACUGCUCUAGUCAGAUCAUGUAUUCUAAUCAGUCAGGUCAAAUCAACUUUACAACAUGACAGAAAUAAUGGGUGCUAACUUUAUUGUAAUUAAAUUAAUUCACACACACCAAAACUUUAGCGCAUGAUUCGACAGAACGCCUGUAUGUUUGCUUACAACAGUUCAUGCUAGCACUAGUCUGCUAGGCUACAUAACGUUUUGUUGCCUGCUUGGGAGCCGUGUUGUAUUAAAAGUACGUGAACAUACCUCAAGCAAACCUUAAACGAACAUCCUCUCCCAAGCACCGGUGACCGCCAACACAGAUUUUUUCCCAUUUUGUUCUUAUAAACACACGAUGCGAUCCAUUAUUGUUGUCGCAGUUGAGUUGACAAGAUGAAGCCCACUGAUCGUAAAAAUGCGGGAUGCGGUGGUAUCAUGAUACAAUAUUUUAUUGCAGUAGUCUGACAUAGUGCAAUCGUGAAAGACCAAAUUUGUCUUGUAGUCUGAUCUGGGCAUUACGUGUUGUCUGUCCCACACCGCCGACAUGUUUUUGUUAAAAAUAACUUUAUUGGUGGUAAGAUAUUUACAGUACUACGUCAAAAGACACGCUGCGACGAGGCUCAAAAUAACCUAGCUUUUGGAUUCGAAAAUACUGUACAGAACGAUGAUGUGGAGUAAAUGUCUUUUGGGGAGCCGAUCAACGAUUGUAUUGGCGAAUUAUGACAUUAAAGCUGAUCAGCAUAAAAAUGCUAAUUAUCGGCCGAUACCGAUAAGGCCGAUCAGAUCGGUGUAAACUCUAGUUAUGUUAGAGGUAUAAAAAGAGAACAAAGAGAAGUCACGGCCUGGGUUUAGCCUGCUGACCCUUCAAACCUCUAUUACCCGGUUCGAUAAUACAGAGUCAAACAAUAAGGUUGGUGAAGGUUGAGCACUGGGCUCUCCCGCACGUGGCUCAGAACAGCGUCCGUACGUCCCUACUUUCAUCGUAGUCUUUUGUGGCCAAAGACUGCUUCCUGUCGUGACGUUGUGCAGUCUCGGACCAAUCCUAGCUUCGCCCCGUUGUCCGGGUACGUUCAGCAAUUCAGUCCGAAGCUCUCACCGCGCCCCAAGAUUGCGGUACUCAGAGACAGAGUGUGCUCCAUUUAGUCUAACUUUAUGAAUGAACGUGUUGGCUAUUGGCAGGGAUACAUCAGUACAUCUGCUAUAUUGAAAGUUCUGCUUGUAUCGAACGUCACACUCCAACAACGCUCCGAGUUACAGAAGGUUCCGGGGUGCAGAGAGCGUGCCCGGAAUGAAUUUCCCAAUGUACCCUGUGAUGAUAUGAUAUUUUGUGCGUUUGUUGUGUCGGUGCGACUAAGUGUAAUGCAACUAUAUGUUUAGAACAAGAUCUGGAUGUAUAUCUGUAAUGGGAUAUAUCAAACAAAAAGUAUAUGCAGUGCUGUGUCAGCGUGCAGCCAGUUAUUUCUAUUUAUUUCCCCUGUUGAGGUGGCCCAUUCGGGUCACCUCACAAUUGUAUGUGUAACACUGAAGUACCUAGACCCGACAGGUUUGACUUAAACUCCGGCACUGGGCGAUGAAUAGGUGUUUGCGACAGUUGGAAAAACCUAACAAUACAUAUUGGGGGGAAAAAAGUGGGGACUUGUUCCCCCUAGGUGUUUGUGCAUGAUCUAUAUGUAUUCUAUAUGUAAACCUCCAUACCCAGCACGAAGUACCCGGCCCCCAACGGGUUUGACUUAAACUCCGCCACUGUGCGGUGAGUGGGUGUGUGUUAAAUUUGGAAUAUCUAACAGUAUGUUUUGAACUGAAUGGUGGGGACUAACUCCCCUUAAAAGUCCAUAAGGUCCUUGGACCUCCACAUACGCAAUGAGCAGUCUAAACAAUAAACUUUCCCUGCAACAGUGGUACCAUGUGUUAACAUCAGUGACAGCGUGAAAUGUAGACCCUACAUUAAAUUCCUACGUCGACAUCAGGCGCAAAGAUGUUGACCGAAUCCAGUUCGUAGUGCGCCACAUCCAACGCCGCCAGCUCCAGCCUGAGCUCAGAUGUUUCCUCCUGAGGAUCUUCCAUCCUAUCCACCAUCUGGUCCCCUUACAAAGAAACACUCUGAUGAUUUAAGUGAUAGUGACCGCGCAGCAGAUGAAGACAUCAGGGAGAGUGGAAGCCCCAAACCCGUGAUGGUUUUCAUCCAUGGUGGAUCCUACAUGGAAGGAACUGGGAACCUUUUUGAUGGCAGUGUCCUGGCCAGCUAUGGGAAUGUGAUUGUCAUCACGGUCAAUUACCGGCUGGGUGUUCUAGGUUUCCUGAGUACUGGCGACCAGGCAGCAAAGGGAAAUUAUGGUUUGUUAGACCAAAUCCAGGCUCUUCGCUGGACCAGUGAGAAUAUUGCAGCCUUUGGUGGUGAUCCUUUACGUAUAACUGUGUUUGGCUCAGGGGCUGGAGCCUCCUGUGUCAACCUUCUCACACUUUCUCACUACUCAGAGGGCAACCGCUGGAGCAACACCACAAAAGGCCUGUUUCAAAGGGCCAUCACCCAGAGUGGCACAGCGCUGUCAAGCUGGGCUGUUAGCUUCCAGCCAGCUAAGUAUGCUAGAACCCUGGCCCGCAAAGUUGGCUGUAAUCUUGAGGACACAGUCGAGCUCGUGGCGUGUCUUCAGAGAAAACAUUACAAAGAGUUGGUGGAUCAAGACAUCCAGCCAGCACGGUACCACAUUGCCUUUGGACCUGUUAUUGAUGGUGAUGUAAUCCCUGAUGACCCGCAGAUACUCAUGGAGCAAGGUGAAUUCCUAAACUAUGAUAUUAUGCUCGGAGUGAAUCAGGGUGAGGGUCUUAAAUUUGUGGAGCUGAUCGUGGACAAUGAAAAUGGUGUUCAGGCAAAUGACUUCGACUACGCUGUGUCUAGCUUUGUGGAUGACCUCUAUGGCUAUCCAGAGGGUAAAGACAUACUCAGAGAGACCAUCAAGUUUAUGUACACAGAUUGGGCUGAUCGGCACAACCCAGAGACACGCAGGAAGACCUUGAUGGCCCUAUUCACUGAUCACCAGUGGGUGGCUCCUGCUGUUGCCACAGCAGACCUGCACUCUAGCUUUGGGUCUCCUACUUACUUCUAUGCGUUCUAUCAUCACUGUCAAACAGAACAGGUGCCACCGUGGGCUGACGCUUCUCAUGGAGAUGAGAUCCCCUAUGUGUUUGGCCUGCCAAUGAUUGGACCAACUGAGCUAUUUCCCUGCAAUUUCUCGAAGAAUGAUGUGAUGCUCAGUGCUGUGAUGAUGACUUAUUGGACCAACUUCGCCAAAACUGGGGACCCGAAUCAGCCUGUACCCCAGGACACCAAAUUCAUCCACACAAAGCCCAACCGCUUUGAAGAAGUGGCAUGGACACGCUAUAACCAGAAAGACCAGCUUUACCUGCACAUAGGCCUCAAGCCCCGUGUGAAAGAGCACUAUCGCGCCAACAAGGUUAAUUUAUGGUUGGAGCUGGUUCCUCAUUUGCACAGCCUAAAUGAUGUCACCCAUCUUAUUCCGACCACCACCAAGAUUUCUCCAUCAGGCGCAAGCAACCGCACCCCAAAACCAAAGGUUCAAGUGACUAAGAACUUCAACCCAACUCCAUUCCCAACUGAGACCCAGGACAUCCACAACCAACCACAUCUGGUGGACCAGCGUGACUAUUCCACUGAGUUGUCGGUGACUAUCGCUGUGGGAGCUUCUCUGCUCUUCCUCAACAUUCUGGCUUUUGCUGCUCUUUACUACAAGAAGGACAAGCACCGGCAUGACAUCCACAAGCGUUGCAGCCCUCAACAGAAUGCAAACAAUGAGCUCUCUCAUAGCCAGGAAGAGGAGAUAAUGUCUCUUCGGAUGAAGGAACACUCAGACCUGGACCAAGACUGCAGGCAGCUGGGUGAUUCUGUGAAUCCUCAUGAUGUGUUGCUAAGGACUACCUGCCCACCAGACUAUACUCUGGCCUUGAGGCGCUCACCAGAUGACAUCCCUCUGAUGACGCCAAACACCAUUACCAUGAUCCCCAGUACUAUUGGACGGCUUACCUCCCUCCACUCUUUCAGCACCUUUUCCAGCAGCGAGCAAAAUAACACUCUUCCCCACCCUCACUCACAUUCCACCACCCGAGUAUAGUCCUGGACAGCCACUCAAACAGGCAGGACUCUCCUAAUGCCACUGCUUUUUCAGAAACUCAAAUACCCUGUCAGGGGCUAACACCAGCCUGAACCACUAGUAGUGACAUUAUUAUCAAGGGAUAUAAGGCACUGUUUUUGCAUAAUAAAAAUCACAAAAAUGAAUAAGUACAAAACACCAAGAGUAAGAUAAUGAUCCAGGCACAUUCGUAUAUAUUUUUCAGCAUUUUUACUCUGAAAAUACAGCAAAAGAUGGAACUGUGUAAUCUGGAAGUAGGCUAUUGCUUGGAUCUGAGAUACAUGGGAAUAUAUACUCAAUGCACUGUAGACAACUAUAGGGCAGAUUCCAUUCAAAGCAAUUUUGGCAUGUACUUCAUGAAUGGAGACUUUUUUAAAUGAAAAGAUGAGAGAAAAAAAAGUUAAGGAAGCGUAUGUGAUAUGCACAAUGGAAACCUAAAGAAGUUUUUCAUUAUUGUAUUUUCAAGUUUGAGAAUCGUGAAAAAAGUUAACAUUAGAACAAUUAAAAUAUUUAAUGCUGCACUUUGAGCAUCGAUGCUUUAUAGUCAUUCUAUUGAAUUGGUGGCCUGGUCUACAACUGUCGCAGAAGGACUGAACCUUAGGAUAUGCAGACAGUUCCAAAGAAAUCUGGGGGACCAGAAAGAUAAGUAGAUUUUAACACAAUGUGCAUGACAAUUCAUUUUCUUAAUAGCAUUAAAAUGAUCAUUUUCGCCAUCUUCUAAGGAAGUUUAGUUGAAUUUCCUGAUUGGAUUAUCAGAAACACAUUCACACAAUUUAGUCAGAAAUUCAGUCCUUCUACCUAUGGAUAUUGUGGCCUGGGACUAGGUAAAAGAAGAGAUAAAAAUAUCUAAAUAUCAGAUGGAAAUAUGAGGACAAGCUUUGCAAUCUAUGUAUGUGGUAACAUUAAGGGGAACUUAAUCCCCCAAUUUUUUUAUUUUUUUUUGCAAGACAAUUGUAUGUGCCAGCAUUAGUCAAAACAAGGUACUCUGAUUAAUAUUGUGUUUGUGGAAUAAGAAUUAAAUGGAAUAAUUAAUCAUCA
Messenger RNA from Phyllopteryx taeniolatus (common seadragon), 6070 nucleotides. It is a transcript of the gene nlgn1, whose product is annotated as neuroligin 1. The record is from RefSeq and is a predicted model, not a curated record. Gene Ontology annotation, molecular function: neurexin family protein binding; signaling receptor activity. Gene Ontology annotation, cellular component: cell surface; synapse; postsynaptic specialization membrane. Gene Ontology annotation, biological process: chemical synaptic transmission; modulation of chemical synaptic transmission; postsynaptic membrane assembly. The transcript is spliced from 10 exons. NCBI's taxonomy places the organism in Eukaryota, Metazoa, Chordata, Actinopteri, Syngnathiformes, Syngnathidae. Bases 2927 to 5014 code for a protein of 695 amino acids.